This is a messenger RNA of Trypanosoma conorhini, 1191 nucleotides long. RefSeq lists its product as uncharacterized. The transcript has a single exon. The coding region runs from base 1 to 1191 and encodes 396 amino acids. NCBI's taxonomy places the organism in Eukaryota, Euglenozoa, Kinetoplastea, Trypanosomatida, Trypanosomatidae. The record is from RefSeq and is a predicted model, not a curated record.
AUGCGGAGUGCGUUGGUCUGGCGAAGAAGCAGCGGAAGGUGCGUGGGUGACGUUCUGGACGCCAUCAUUGACAAGACAGGCGUCUGCGGCGACGGCGAGAGGGAGCGAAGGGGCGCGCGGCGGAAGCACCGCAACCGUCCGCCGGAGGGCAUCACCGCCGCGGUACUGCGGGGGUCUAACCCGUUCUUCGUCUCGCUGCGCCCAGAGCAGGCGAGGGACGCAGGUAGACCGCAGCGAGAGGCGGCGCGCGGCACGCACCGGGCGGAGGAGCCGGCGCCGAAGAAGGAGCAGCGACGUGGACCCAAACACACUGCGGCGGGGCGGGGCAGGAAGCGGAGGCCCAGUACGCCUGUGACGGCCACGGCUACGCCGUCGCGUGUUUUGCCUGCUGCCACCGCUGCUUUAGGCGCCUCGUCCGCAACUCCGCCGCCACUGGGCCACACCCGUCGCCUCACCGCGCGCAAACUUCGGGCGCUGAGCACAGGCGUCACCAAGGCGGCCACGCUCUUCAGGCUCUUCAAGACUCACUCUCUGGAGGGGCAGUCGCGCCUCGUCAGGAACCGUCGCCGCCGCUGCUGCCGCUCUCUGGGGAGGGGGCAGAGCGCGGAUGAGGGAGAGGCGUGCCUCAACUCCGCCUUCUGGGCGGCCUUGGCCUCCGUCCUGCAGCAGCGUCGUCGCCACAAGGAACAGUGGCAUGCUUUGUGGGCAGCACCGACUGAUGGCCGCUGCGAGGAGCAGCAGCGCCAGCUCUUGCGUGCCUUUCCUCUCUUUGGGCUUGUGGUGGUUGUCGAGCGACGGCGGUGGAGCCGGGGCGCGGGGGCCGCCCCCUGCGCCGCAACCACGGAAGUUGUCAGCUCCGCGUUGGGCGUCGUGAUGCACGAGUCGAGUGCCUUUGUGGGUGUGGCGCUGCUGCUGCGGGAGGAAAGGGAUUUGCGCGCGCUCUCCUCCCGCCUUCCGUUGCGAGGCGAGGGGUUGGGCGGGAGUGCCGCGGCGAACGCGUCAGAGGGGGACGACGCGCUUCCAGUGGGUCGAAUUCUGCGUGUUUCGAAGAUGUUUCCUGGCGGCACCGGCACUGCGGCCGAACUGCGCUGCCCGCUUGAUGCCGCGUACUGCACCGUCGCGAGGGUGGCGCCAGAGGAAGUGGCCGACGGUGUCGCCUCAUUCACGCCGCUCGUUGGCCGCUAUUUGUGA